AUGAGCAUCACUUUUAAUAAUUUAUGGCUACUUUUGACAGUGUUAUGCACCGCAGGUAUUCGUGCUCAUCAUGUCUGGAAUGAUUGCUUUGCCGAUGGAAGCUAUCCACCACUAGAAGGUAUACCCGCAUUGUGUGGUGUGGCGGAACAACUUCGAGGUUUACCGGAUACAAUAAGUUCUGCUCUUGUUAAUGUCGCUACUGCUUCGAGUAAAGCAUUUGAAGCAAAGGUACAAGCAGAGGAAGCUGUGGAACUUGCCGAGUCGAAAGGCCUAAACGUUACGAAAGCGAAGGAAGCUGCUGUGAGAGCAACACUCGCUGCUGAAGCUGCGGCUACGGCUGCAAGUAAUGUGGAAAUUAACGCUGCAAAUAUUGCUGCGGUGCCGUGGUCACAAAGGAGACAGGAUGCGGGGUUGCAAAAAGUUGCACUAUGCGACAAUGUGGACAAGGAUGUACGAGAGGCGGCAGCAAAGUGCACAAAGAAAGCGGAGAACGUGACAGCUGAAUCUCUCCGUGCGGCACUAGAAGCGUUGGAGAAUCUUGUUACUGAUGUUAAAUUCCAAGAAAAUUUACGGAAGGAAGAUGUCGAAUUUCACACGGAGCUGAAAUCAUUAGAGGAUCACGUGGAGGAGGCUGUCCGUGCACAAAGACAAGCUGAGGAAGCAGCUGCCGAGGCAAUUAAAAUAGUAGCUGCUGAUGAGGAGGUGAGAGGAUACAAAAAGGAAGAAAUUAAUCAAGUAGCAGGGACAAAAAAAGGUCAUGAGGCAAAUCAAACAACCGGCACAAAUACGGGACCAGUUGUGAAUUCCGUUGCAUCACCUGAAGGGUCAGUGCUGCUACUGAUGGCUGGACUGUUUCUCGGUUCUGUACUGUAA
Trypanosoma brucei brucei TREU927 is the source of this 873-nucleotide messenger RNA. RefSeq names its product bloodstream stage alanine-rich protein BARP. The record is from RefSeq and is a predicted model, not a curated record. The transcript has a single exon. NCBI's taxonomy places the organism in Eukaryota, Euglenozoa, Kinetoplastea, Trypanosomatida, Trypanosomatidae. The coding region runs from base 1 to 873 and encodes 290 amino acids.